AUGGGCUUCCGCGACCUCCUCGAGUCCAAAAUCGACUCUAAACUCCACCGCAAGACAUCCAGCACCCAAAUCCAACCCGAGUCCGCGCCGGCCCCGGCUUCGAGCAGCUCAUACUCGUCCGGUCCUCCGCCGCCUCCGCAAGUCCCUUACCCAUGGGCUCCGCGAUGGGACGAAAACUACCAGCGCUGGUACUUCUUCAAUGAGCAGACGGGAGUGUCGUCUUGGGAUGUCCCGUCUCAGGAUCCAUCCUACGGUUAUGGUGCGCCGCCUCAAGCUCCAGUCCCUGCUCAGGGCCGGUACUAUGAGCAGCAACAGCCAGAAGAGUCAACGCAGAAAAAGGACGGUGAAGCCGAGAAGGGGUCUGGGGAUUUGAAACCCGAAAGCAAGACGAAGAAAAGGCUUAGCACUCUCAAGAAAUUGGGCAGUAAGGUGAGGAAAUCCCAUCAUAAGAAAAAGAGCAAGGGAAAGAGUAAGAGCAAGGGAGCUGGAGAGGGAGAGGGAGAGGAGGAGGAAGAAGAUGAAGAUGAGGAUGAGGAUGAGGAUGAGGAAUCGGGGUCAGGGUCGGAGUCAGAAUCAGAAUCAGAGUCGGAUGACGAUGACGAUGACGAGUGA
Molecule: messenger RNA, 612 nt
Organism: Aspergillus versicolor CBS 583.65
Lineage: Eukaryota; Fungi; Ascomycota; Eurotiomycetes; Eurotiales; Aspergillaceae
Product: WW domain-containing protein
Exons: 1
Coding region: 1-612 (203 amino acids)
Molecular function (GO): protein binding
Source: RefSeq, a predicted model, not a curated record